UGCGGCUCUAACAUCAUACGUCUGACAGUGUCGCGCUAUAAAAUAAUUUAAAUUGUGUUUUUAAUUAGUGUUAUGUUUUAAUUUUUUUAUUUUGAACGAUGGAGGGGCGGAGGUCUUGGGAUGGAGUGCCUUUGGGCGAGUCACAUUCUCCACCACAGUCCGUACCGGGCCGCAGGACGCCGCUGGGAGCCGUGGGCCUGGGCGGCUUCUACAUGCAGGGUGGCCAGCCUCCGCCGCCUCCACAGCAUUGCUACCCGGCAGAUGAGAACCAACCCGAACCAGGCACGAGCUAUGGACAAAGAGCUAUCAACGAUUCCAAGUCAAAACAGAAGAUGCGCCAAGGGAAGAAUGUUCGGCUGAAUAUAAACGCGAGGGAGAGACGCCGCAUGCAUGAUCUGAAUGAUGCAUUAGAUGAGUUGCGAGGAGUGAUACCGUAUGCUCACUCACCGUCUGUCCGCAAACUGUCCAAGAUUGCAACUCUACUGCUCGCCAAGAACUACAUCCUGAUGCAGGCUAGUGCGUUGGAGGAGCUCAGAAGAUUAGUUGCGUACCUCCAGAGUACAGCUACAGCUGCGGGUAUCGUGCCACCUCCAGGCUUUGACCUCACCGGGUUCCCAGCAGCUGCGAAACUCCUGCAAGGGCCCAUCCCAGGCCCACCUCCGCCCCCCGAGCCGCCAUCUUGAGAUACAACCAUCAAACUAGAGCCCUAAACACUAGGGCUCCUAAGAUAAAUCAGUCCAUACAAUAUAGACUGAUUGAAAGAUUGAGUGUUUAAAUUAUAUGUAUACCUUAUUUUUUCUGUAUCGUCUGGACUGCUCGUUACAUUUCUAUUUACAAUAACAUUAUUAUUUUAACCUUCAUAAUACUCUUGAUAACAUUUUAGGAAUAAGAUUUACGAAUAGAUCUCAAAAUUAGUUUGUAAGUUAUGUACAUAAUUCAAUACUUAAUGAAUGCGAAACCAUCGAUAUGUAUUACCUGUAAGUGAUUUUUGAACCAUUGCACAUUGCGGAUAUAACAAUCGUUCAUUGUCAACCGAAAUCUGUUACUAAAACUUGUACUUAUCUUGUGAUAUCGAGCGCCAAAAAUUUCCAUAGCACAAUAGGAAGGUAAUUUCAAAACUAUCGCUCAAUAAUGCUCAAAUAUUCAUGUGUUGGUUAUCUUUGAGAAAUACUUUGAGGAAAACGUUAUCACAGCAAAGUUUUUCGUAGAAAAUUACUGCUUUUUUUCAAGAGAAUCGCAACCUAAUUCAGCGGGCUUUCCUUCUGCAGUUAGCACAUUUUUAAUAGUUUAUUUGUGUGUGUAAUUUAGUUAGAAGAUUUGUUUCGUAAACAUCGUAAUUUUGGAAUAUUUACGACGGAUACUAAGAACUUUUAUUGUAAUUUUCUUAUGAGAAGUCGUUUGCAAGAUUAAAAAUUCGUUUAAAAAAUCUUAAAUAAACAAAAGAACUUGUUCAUUCAACCAAAACAUUCAGAUGUCAUACCUACACCUAUAAAAUACGGGUUUUAUGAAAAGUAAGUAGACCUAUAUCAUAUAUUCAAUACAAAUACUUCUUCGACAUGCAUUAAAAUUUUAAUGGUAAGAUAGUUCCAUUAGUAUAGUAUAAAUUA
Spodoptera litura is the source of this 1607-nucleotide messenger RNA. Its product is annotated as class E basic helix-loop-helix protein 23. Gene Ontology annotation, molecular function: E-box binding; protein dimerization activity; DNA-binding transcription factor activity, RNA polymerase II-specific. The record is from RefSeq and is a predicted model, not a curated record. Gene Ontology annotation, cellular component: nucleus. Lineage: Eukaryota; Metazoa; Arthropoda; Insecta; Lepidoptera; Noctuidae. Gene Ontology annotation, biological process: sensory organ development; positive regulation of transcription by RNA polymerase II; axon development.